CACCGCUGCGGCCCACCACCACUCUCCACCCUCACCACCCACACUCACACGCCCAGCAUGUCGCAGGGCAACCGCCUCGGCAUGAUGCAGCCGCAGGUCAUCGUGCUGCGCGAGGGCACCGACACGUCGCAGGGCACCGGCCAGCUGCUGAGCAACAUCGGCGCCUGCCUCAGCAUCGUCGCCUGCGUCGCCUCGACGCUCGGCCCGCGCGGCAUGGACAAGCUCAUCGUGUCGGAGCGCGGCGACGCCACCAUCAGCAACGACGGCGCCACCAUCCUCAAGCUGCUCGACAUUGUGCACCCCGCCGCCAAGACGCUCGUCGACAUUGCGCGCGCGCAGGACGCAGAGGUCGGCGACGGCACCACCAGCGUCGUGCUGCUGGCCGGCGAGAUGCUCAAGGAGGCGCGCCCCUUCAUCGAGGAGGGCGUCAGCCCGCACGUACUCAUCAAGGGCUUCCGCAAGGCUGCACAGCUUGCUAUCGCCAAGGUCCGCGACAUGGCCGUGACUAUCGACAAGUCGGACCCUGUCGCCUUCCGAGAUCUGCUGCAGAAGUGCGCCGGCACGAGCAUGAACUCGAAGCUCAUCUCGGCGCAGCGCGACUUCUUCACCAAGAUGGUGGUGGACGCUGUCGCUGUGCUGGACCAGGAGGACCUGGACGAGGGCCUGAUCGGCGUCAAGAAGGUGCCCGGUGGCGCCAUGCAGGACUCGCUGCUGAUCCAGGGUGUCGCGUUCAAGAAGACGUUUGCAUACGCCGGCUUCGAGCAGCAGCCAAAGUCGUUCGUCGACCCGAAGAUCCUCUGCCUCAACGUCGAGCUGGAGCUCAAGGCGGAGAAGGACAACGCCGAGGUGCGCAUCAACGAGGUGUCCGAGUACCAGGCUAUCGUCGAUGCCGAGUGGCAGAUCAUCUACGCCAAGCUCGAGGCCAUCGUCAAGACCGGCGCCAAGGUGGUGCUCUCGAAGCUGCCGAUCGGCGACCUGGCGACGCAGUACUUUGCCGACCGUGACAUCUUCUGCGCUGGCCGCGUGGCGGCUGAUGACCUGCGGCGCGUGACGCAGGCGGUGGGCGGCGCCGUGCAGUCGACGUGCUCGGACAUUGAGGACAAGCACCUCGGCCAGUGCGCGCGCUUCGACGAGCGGCAAAUUGGCGGCGAGCGCUUCAACAUCUUUGAGGGCUGCCCGCAGGCCAAGACGUGCACGCUCAUCCUGCGCGGCGGCGCCGAGCAGUUCAUCGCCGAGGUGGAGCGCUCGCUGCACGACUCGAUCAUGGUGGUGAAGCGUGCCAUCAAGAACAACCAGGUCGUGGCGGGCGGCGGCGCUACCGAGAUGGAGGUGUCGCGCUACCUGCGCGAGCACGCACGCACCGUCGAGGGCAAGCAGCAGCUCAUCAUUGCUGCAUUUGCCAAGGCGCUCGAGUGCAUCCCGCGGCAGCUGUGCGACAAUGCCGGCUUCGAUGCGACUGACCUGCUGAACAAGCUGCGCAUGCGCCACGCGCAGGGCCACCAGUGGGAGGGUGUCGACAUCGAGACGGAGAGCGUUGCAGACAACAUGGAGCGCCACGUUUGGGAGCCGGCGCUGAUCAAGAUCAAUGCGCUGGGCUCGGCGGCAGAGGCUGCAUGCUUGAUUCUUUCCGUCGAUGAGACGAUCAAGAACGAGCAGAGCGAGCGCCCGAAUCCCAACCAAAAGCCCCUGCCGCCGGGCACCGCGCAGCGGGCAAUGCGAGGACGCGGCCGGGGCGGUGUGCCGCGCCGGUGAAGGGUCACACGUCGGGGUGGCGGGC
Messenger RNA from Tilletiopsis washingtonensis, 1777 nucleotides. Its product is annotated as putative CCT7-component of chaperonin-containing T-complex. The record is from RefSeq and is a predicted model, not a curated record. Gene Ontology annotation, biological process: protein folding. Bases 58 to 1752 code for a protein of 564 amino acids. Gene Ontology annotation, molecular function: ATP hydrolysis activity; ATP-dependent protein folding chaperone; ATP binding. NCBI's taxonomy places the organism in Eukaryota, Fungi, Basidiomycota, Exobasidiomycetes, Entylomatales. Gene Ontology annotation, cellular component: chaperonin-containing T-complex. The transcript is spliced from 5 exons.